Scaptodrosophila lebanonensis is the source of this 2560-nucleotide messenger RNA. RefSeq names its product gelsolin. The record is from RefSeq and is a predicted model, not a curated record. The transcript has 7 exons. Bases 59 to 2452 code for a protein of 797 amino acids. Gene Ontology annotation, cellular component: cytoplasm; actin cytoskeleton. Gene Ontology annotation, molecular function: actin filament binding; phosphatidylinositol-4,5-bisphosphate binding. Gene Ontology annotation, biological process: barbed-end actin filament capping; actin filament severing; actin polymerization or depolymerization. Lineage: Eukaryota; Metazoa; Arthropoda; Insecta; Diptera; Drosophilidae.
GAGCAGCUCUGCCCGCAGCCGCAGCCGACACCGAUACCGACACGCGAGGAGAAUCGAAAUGGCAACGUCGAGAGGCCUCAGCAUGGCAGUCAUCUCCAGCCUGGUUGCGUUCAUCGCACUUUCGGCCAGUCUCUGCUCAGCAGCCACAUUCUUUAACAACCGGCCCGCGCUACCCGUGCAGACCAGCGAAAUCCAGCCAGUGAGUGGUAAUAAGGCCCCAGCCAGACGUAUAAUGAAUCCCGCUUUUGCCAAUGCCGGUCGCACACCUGGCGUCGAGAUCUGGCGCAUUGAGAAUUUCGAGCUGGUGCCAUAUCCAAAGAACAACUAUGGCAAAUUUUACACCGGUGAUUCGUUCAUCAUCCUAAAUACCGUCGAAGGCAAAGACAAAAAGCUGUCCUGGGAUGUGCACUUCUGGCUCGGCUCGGAGACUUCCCAGGAUGAGGCUGGUGCUGCUGCCAUUCUCACUGUCCAGCUAGACGAUCUAUUGAACGGAGCACCUGUACAACAUCGAGAGGUUCAGGAUCACGAGUCGCAGUUAUUUUUGGGCUACUUCAAGAAUGGAGUUCGCUAUGAGCAGGGCGGCGUUGGAACUGGUUUUAAACAUGUUGAAACCAAUGCUCAGGGCGAGAAGCGUCUCUUCCAGGUGAAAGGUAAGCGAAAUGUUCGCGUACGCCAGGUCAACCUGUCGGUGUCUUCGAUGAAUAAGGGUGACUGCUUCAUUCUGGAUGCUGGUAAUGAUAUUUAUGUCUACGUUGGAGCGCAGGCCAAACGUGUGGAGAAGCUUAAGGCUAUUAGCGCAGCAAAUCAGAUCAGAGAUCAGGAUCACAAUGGACGGGCGCGUGUGCAGAUUAUUGACGAGUUCAGCACUGACGCGGAUAAGCAGCACUUCUUUGAGGUCCUAGGUUCAGGCUCUCCUGACCAGGUGCCCGAGGAAACAACGGCCGAUGAGGAUGGUGCUUUUGAGAGGACAGACGCCGCAGCCGUGACGCUUUAUAAGGUUUCCGAUGCAAGUGGAAAUCUCAAGGUGGAUCCCAUUGCACAGAAACCUCUUCGCCAGGCCAUGCUGGACACACGUGACUGCUUUAUUCUGGACACCGGCUCUGGCAUCUAUGUCUGGGUAGGUCGCGGCGCCACGCAAAAGGAGAAAACUGAUGCCAUAUCCAAGGCACAGGAGUUCUUGCGUACAAAGAAAUAUCCCGCAUGGACGCAAAUCCAUCGCAUUGUCGAAGGCGCCGAGUCGGCUCCAUUUAAGCAGUAUUUCGACACCUGGCGCGAUGUUGGCAUGGCUCACACGCGUCUAAUUCGCUCUGCUCUGGGCUACGAAUCGGACGAAGAUGUAGAUGAAAUCGAUGCGGUUGUGGAGAAUCUUAAGAAGAGCGGUGGUCGGGCCAUCGGAUUUAUGCCGGAUCACGGCCAGAACAGCAUCAAUGAGAUUAGUCAGUACGUUAGCAAGGCUGGGAGCAAUGAGGUGCUGCGCAAUAGCGUUGCUUUUGAGGAGAAUCUGCCCCUGCUCGGCUUUGGUUCGUACGUUCUGACUUACAACUUCGAGGCAAACAAUGGCGAGACCGGCACCAUUGUCUAUGUGUGGGAAGGAGCCAAGGCAAGUGCUGCAGCUAAGGAGCGUGCUUUUGAAGAUGGUAUGGCUCUAGCAAUCGAACAGAAUGCCAUUCUGGUGCGCACAUCGCAAAACCACGAGCCACGUCACUUUUACAAGAUCUUUAAAGGCAAGCUGUUGUCUUCUUACACGGCCUUGCCGGUGGAGGCCCAGCUCUUCCGCGUGCGUGGCACCGUCGAGAGCGAUAUACACGCUAGCGAAGUGCAAGCAGACUCUUCCUCACUCGCCUCCGCAGAUGCCUUUGUCCUGGUAUCGCAGAAGCAGCACAAGAUCUAUGUCUGGCACGGUUUGGGUGCCUCGAAAUUCGAGAAGCAAAUGGCGGAGGAACGCUUUGCCAAUUAUUUGCCUGAUUCAGAGCUUGAGGUGGUGGAGGAGGGUGCCGAGCCCGAUGCAUUCUGGGAUGAGCUGAACGGUGAGGGUCAGUAUAAUCGCAGCCUGACUGAUGAAAGCGCUCCACUGCUAGAGCCACGUCUUUUCCAUUGCCGUCUGACACGCACCGGACGUGCCAAAGUGGAGGAAGUCUCUCAAUACGAGCAAGAGGAUUUGGACACCGAUGAUGUUAUGUUACUUGAUGCCGGCGAUGAGAUCUACAUGUGGGUGGGCUCUGGCGCCACAGCCGACGAAAAUGGCAAGAUUUUGGACAUGGUGAAGCGCUACAUCAAAGUAGAACCCACCUCGCGUACCAUCGACACUGUUAGCAUUGUGCGCGUCACCCAGGGUCAGGAACCACGGGCAUUUAAACGUAUGUUCCCCAGCUGGGAGGACAACUACUGGCAGACGCUGCCCUCCUAUGAGGAAAUCAAGAAACAAGUGCUGGAUGCGAACAAUGAGGUCUAAGCUCUCUCUUUCAAAAUGCUCAGCAAAACUGACCAAAAAUUAAAGUUUGUUUUUGCAACUAUCAGUUUGUUAUAAUAUUUUUGUAAUAUAAAAAACAUGUACACGAAA